AUGGCCAGCAACACAGCCAAGACCAUGCAACUCCUUCAUUUGGGGAGCAUGCUCAAUUUGUUUCCCGUGCUGCUCCUCAUCUCCUUCGGCUUUGUACUAGGCAAGAUUGGCAGCGCAACCUUCUCCCCAGAAUCCUACCUCCCUAAUUUCCGAGCACUGUCGCCAACCCCAGCAUCGAAAAAAGCAUGUGUCAAGCUGCCGACGUUUAUGGAGUCCGGGCGCUUGACGGCGAGCAGUGGUGGUCCGAUGCACAACAUGACCGACGAGGAGCUCCUGUGGAGGGCGUCCAUGGAGCCUAGGCGGUCCACCCAGGUGUCGACCGUGCCCAAGGUCGCCUUCCUCUUCCUGGUGCAAGGGGCCCUGCCAUUGUGGCCGUUGUGGGAGAUAUUCUUCAACGGACAGGAUAAAGAGCUGUAUUCCAUCUACGUGCACGCAAGUCCCGGCUACACCGACUUGGCCCCUAAGGAGUCCGUCUUCUACGGCCGCCUGAUACCAAGCCAGGGCACGAAAUGGGGCGACAUGAACCUGGUGGACGCGGAGCGGCGGCUCCUGGCGACGGCGCUGUUGGACCUUGGGAACGCGCGGUUCGCGCUCUUCUCGGAGUCGUGCAUCCCGCUCCUGGGCUUCCCAGCCGUAUACGCCCACCUCACUGGCGGCUCCAACACCAAUGUUAGCUUCGUCGACAGCUACCCCAUCAAAGAGCGACAUGACCCCUUCUUCGCCGACCGCAACAUCAGCCUCGCGCAGUGGCGCAAGGGGUCCCAGUGGUUCGAGAUGGACCGGACCACCGCUGUCGAGGUCGUCGCCGAGGAACGGUGGUACGCCGUGUUCCGGGGAGACCACGGCAUGCUGAACAUGGAGGAGCACUACUUGCCGACGCUGGUGACCCUGCUGCGCUGGGGCGCGCGGUGCAAGAACCGGACGCUCACGUACGUGGACUGGAGCACCCGGCGUGAGCACCCCAGAAGCUUCCCAGAGAAGGACAUCACGGCUGAGCUGCUCGAGGGGAUGAGACAAGGGGAUGGCAAGUGCGGGUACAAGUACCAUGGCGACGAUGACGGUGCCAGCGAGGUGGAGUUCUGCCACCUGUUCGCGCGUAAGUUCUCAAAGGACGCCCUGACAAAGCUGAUCCAGCUCGCGCCUGAGCUUUGGCUGGUCUGAUCCAGAUGCAUAUAGUACUCGCGCGUCCCUCCUGUUAGGCACA
Messenger RNA from Lolium rigidum, 1204 nucleotides. RefSeq names its product glycosyltransferase BC10-like. Gene Ontology annotation, cellular component: membrane. The transcript is spliced from 2 exons. The record is from RefSeq and is a predicted model, not a curated record. NCBI's taxonomy places the organism in Eukaryota, Viridiplantae, Streptophyta, Magnoliopsida, Poales, Poaceae. Bases 1 to 1161 code for a protein of 386 amino acids. Gene Ontology annotation, molecular function: glycosyltransferase activity.